GAGCAGAGAGUUACAGACCCAGAGACAGAAAUAUAGAAAUUGCAUUCCCUAUAAAAACCUGAAUACGAAGGAAGCAGUGAUCAGAAAUCUGAGAAGCAGUCAGUGCGGAGAAGACACUGGACCAAGCAACACUGCGACAGGUCAUUUUAGAAGUUGGGUAUUGAAGAUGCUGCGUCCGGUUUGGGGCUGUGUUGUGGCCGUGAUGGGGGUUCUGUGGUUCUACAGCAGUGGGGUGCAGAGUCAAUGUUGGGAGCAUAGUCAAUGCAGAGACCUUUCCUCAGAGGCAAAUAUACUGGAAUGUAUACAAGCGUGUAAAGUCGACCUCUCUGCUGAGUCCCCCCUCUUCCCUGGAAAUGGGCAUCUCCAGCCUACCUCCGAGGAUAUUCAGAACUACGUCAUGAGCCACUUCCACUGGAACACAUUCGGUCAGAGAAUGAAUGGCACACCUGGAGGCAGCAAGAAGGAGGGUGCCAGCACCGCCCUUAGCGUUCUCCUUGAAGCGUUAUCCCAACCCAGAGACGAAGUUGAGAGGGAAACUGAGGAGGAAGAGGGGCUGCAGCAGCACAGACGGGAUGACAAGAGGUCCUAUUCAAUGGAGCAUUUCCGCUGGGGCAAACCUGUGGGCCGCAAGCGCCGUCCGGUGAAGGUGUACCCCAAUGGAGUGGAGGAGGAGUCUGCUGAGAGCUACCCUGCCGAGAUCCGCCGGGACUUGUCACUCAAGCUUGAUUACCCCCAGGGAGAGGAGCUGGAGGAAGUGUUUGGAGGGGAGAAUGACCUCCUUAAUCUCCAGGAGAAGAAAGACGGCUCCUACAAGAUGAACCACUUCCGUUGGAGUGGCCCGCCCAAGGACAAGCGCUACGGGGGCUUCAUGAAGUCCUGGGAUGAGAGGAGCCAGAAGCCCUUACUGACUCUCUUCAAAAACGUCAUGAUCAAGGAUGGCCAUGAGAAAAAGGGCCAGUAAAGGCCUUUCUCUCUUUCUGUUCUUCGUUGCACCGAUAUCAUAGGUAGUCAGCAGUUAGCAAGAGGAUCCAUAUUGAAAACAAAGCCUUUAUUCAUCAUUUCUGACAAAAUCCCUUGUUUGCAAUGUAGUCACCAAUAAAUUAUUAAUAUUGUAUAUACAAAAUAAAUGCUUUUAUGAGUGA
Messenger RNA from Acipenser ruthenus (sterlet), 1142 nucleotides. RefSeq names its product pro-opiomelanocortin. Gene Ontology annotation, cellular component: extracellular region. NCBI's taxonomy places the organism in Eukaryota, Metazoa, Chordata, Actinopteri, Acipenseriformes, Acipenseridae. Bases 167 to 961 code for a protein of 264 amino acids. The transcript has 3 exons. The record is from RefSeq and is a predicted model, not a curated record. Gene Ontology annotation, molecular function: hormone activity.